Vigna unguiculata (cowpea) is the source of this 1253-nucleotide messenger RNA. RefSeq names its product small ribosomal subunit protein uS2. Gene Ontology annotation, molecular function: structural constituent of ribosome. Gene Ontology annotation, biological process: translation. Gene Ontology annotation, cellular component: small ribosomal subunit; ribosome. The record is from RefSeq and is a predicted model, not a curated record. NCBI's taxonomy places the organism in Eukaryota, Viridiplantae, Streptophyta, Magnoliopsida, Fabales, Fabaceae.
AGGUUCACCCCGAAGUCUUUCGCAGCACUCACACUGAAACUAGGGUUUUGGAGCUUGUUUUCGAGGCACAAAAGCAACCAUGGCCGCCGCACCCAACGCCGCCGCCCCGCCGCGCCAGCUCUCCCAAAAGGAAGCCGACAUCCAGAUGAUGUUGGCUGCCGACGUUCACCUCGGCACGAAGAACUGUGACUUCCAAAUGGAACGUUACAUCUUCAAGCGCCGCAACGAUGGUAUUUACAUUAUCAACCUUGGUAAGACAUGGGAGAAGCUUCAGCUUGCUGCUAGGGUUAUUGUUGCAAUUGAGAACCCUCAGGAUAUUAUUGUGCAAUCAGCUAGGCCUUACGGUCAGAGGGCGGUUCUCAAAUUUGCUCAGUACACUGGUGCUCAUGCCAUUGCUGGAAGACACACUCCCGGAACCUUUACCAAUCAGCUCCAAACCUCUUUCAGCGAGCCUCGCCUCCUUAUCCUUACGGAUCCAAGAACUGAUCAUCAGCCCAUUAAGGAAGCUGCUCUUGGAAACAUUCCCACCAUUGCUUUUUGUGACACUGACUCGCCCAUGAGGUAUGUUGACAUCGGAAUUCCUGCCAACAACAAGGGAAAACACAGCAUUGGAUGUCUCUUUUGGCUUCUUGCCAGGAUGGUGUUGCAAAUGAGGGGUACCAUUCGUCCUGGCCUCAAAUGGGAUGUUAUGGUGGACUUGUUCUUCUAUAGAGAACCAGAGGAGGCUAAACAACAAGAGGAAGAGGAAGCUCCUGCCGGUGAUUAUGCCAUCACUGACUAUAAUCCUGGUGCUAUUGCUGCUGAUGGCCAGUGGCCCGGAACGAUUGAUCAAUCGUGGACAGAUGCAGUUCCACAACCUAUUCCAGCUGUUCCUGGUGUCAACUGGGGAGCGCCACCCUCUGCAGAAGCUCCUGUCGCAGGAGAUUGGGGCGAGGCUGUUCCACCGCCACAACAAAUACCUCUUCCACCUACCGGAGUUGAAUCUGUCCAACCAACUGGAUGGGAUUAAAUUGUUGUUUUUGAUGCCAUGAUUUUGCCCUGUCUUGCAAUUUAGUUUACUCUUUCGAAGUAAAAUAUGGAUCAGUUUUUUUUAGCAAAGGAACAUGUUUUUUGGUUUGAGUGUCAGAAAUCUUAUUAUUAACAUCGUAUAUUCGGUAAGAUUUUAUUUUACUGUUGAAAACAUGGUUCUUGAAUGUUAGGUAAUAUGUUUUUUUGCAACUUCUUUAUUUACUAUUUAUCGAGUAUUUCGAAUA